AAUUUGAACAGUACACGAACGACUUAAAACGAUCACUGUUGACAAAUUUCUAAAAUGCCACUGUCAAAUUUGGAAACCGAUCAAAAUCGAGCAGUGAUUAAUAAACGGUCUAUAAAUUAAAAUGUGCUAAUCCGAUGAUCUCGCAGGAAUAUGAGGACUCCGGAAAUGAAACGAGUGGCGACGACGUCGACUUUGCUAUGGAAGUCGAAGCAGGUGCGGCCUUCACCACCAAUGAAGACUAUCAAUUUGAAGUGCUUUCAACUGAUGACAUUGUACAGUACAUGACGGAUACCAUCAAGGACGUGAACACCGUCGUACAGAUGCCCGCAGCUACAACACGUACUCUACUAAAUUUCUUCAACUGGGACAAGGAGAAGUUGCUGGAACGCUUUUACGACGGCAAUCAGGAUGAAUUGUUUCGAGAGGCGCACGUUGUUAGUCCGUUUAAGCGCGUCAGUGUGACGAAGCCGAAAUUUUCGAGGAAGAUUCUUGGGACGGAGGAGUGCGAGAUUUGUUUUAUGGUACUGCACCAGUCGCAAAUGACUGGAUUGGAAUGCGGGCAUAGGUUCUGCUACCCGUGCUGGAACGAGUACCUUACGACUAAGGUCAUGGAGGAAGGUGUUGGAAAAAGUAUCGCGUGCGCUGCCCACAAUUGUCCCAUACUUGUCGAUGACCAAUCGGCGAUGAGAUUACUGAACGAUCCUCAAAUACGUGUCAAAUAUCAGCAUUUAAUCACCAGCAGUUUUGUAGAGUGCAAUAGGUUAUUGCGUUGGUGUCCAGGUCCCGACUGUAACUAUGCGAUAAAGGUGGCCUAUGUUGAUGCUCUUCCAGUUACAUGUCGAUGCGGCCAUGUCUUUUGUUUUGCCUGCGGGGAACACUGGCACGAACCAGUUCGUUGUGAACUAUUAAGAAGGUGGAUUAAAAAAUGCGACGAGGAUUCCGAAACCUCAAACUGGAUUGCGGCAAAUACCAAAGAAUGCCCCAAGUGUAACGCCACAAUCGUGAAGGAUGGGGGCUGCAAUCACAUGGUAUGUAAGAAUCAAAGUUGCAAGGCGGACUUUUGUUGGGUGUGCCUGGGACCAUGGGAGCCCCACGGUAGCUCGUGGUACAGCUGCAACCGUUACGAUGAUCACGAGGCGAAGGCGGCAAGAGACGCCCAGGACCGUUCCCGUGCCGAGCUGCAACGGUACCUAUUCUACUGCAACAGGUACAUGAAUCACAUGCAGUCUCUGAGAUUCGAAAAUAAACUAUACGAAGAAGUUCAAGCCAAGAUGGACGAAAUGCAGGACAACAACAUGGGCUGGAUCGAGGUGCAGUUCUUGAAAAGGGCGGUCGACAUACUCUGCAAGUGUCGACAGACCUUGAUGUACACCUAUGUGUUUGCUUACUACUUGCGCAAGAAUAAUCAGUCUGUCAUUUUUGAAGAUAAUCAGAAGGACCUGGAGAGCAGCACCGAGCUUCUUAGUGAGUACCUGGAGAGGGACAUUACUCAAGAGAAUCUCCCCAACAUUAAACAGGAGGCGCAAGAUAAGUACAUGUACUGCAACCUGAGACGUAUAGCUUUGCUCGGUCAUGUUCACGAGGGCUAUGAGAAGGGCUGGUGGGAGUAUACGGACUAGCGCAUGCGCUACGGUUUUUGAAACUUUCAUUUGUAUUUAUAAUUUCUUGUCGACAUUGAAUAUACGGGUUUAGUUUCGA
This is a messenger RNA of Photinus pyralis (common eastern firefly), 1698 nucleotides long. RefSeq names its product potential E3 ubiquitin-protein ligase ariadne-1-like. Gene Ontology annotation, molecular function: ubiquitin protein ligase activity; ubiquitin conjugating enzyme binding; zinc ion binding. Gene Ontology annotation, cellular component: ubiquitin ligase complex; nucleus; cytoplasm. NCBI's taxonomy places the organism in Eukaryota, Metazoa, Arthropoda, Insecta, Coleoptera, Lampyridae. The transcript has a single exon. The coding region runs from base 135 to 1619 and encodes 494 amino acids. Gene Ontology annotation, biological process: positive regulation of proteasomal ubiquitin-dependent protein catabolic process; protein polyubiquitination; ubiquitin-dependent protein catabolic process. The record is from RefSeq and is a predicted model, not a curated record.